Molecule: messenger RNA, 973 nt
Organism: Babjeviella inositovora NRRL Y-12698
Lineage: Eukaryota; Fungi; Ascomycota; Pichiomycetes; Serinales
Exons: 1
Coding region: 405-596 (63 amino acids)
Source: RefSeq, a predicted model, not a curated record
GGACGGUUUACAACCAGAGAUGCGGGGUUUAGUCGCUAAAGUACCCCAUAUUUUGCCUUAUCAUUUAUGACAACCCCUGGUAAAGAGCGGGGACGGGUCUGGGUUAUCUUUGCUGAUGACCUCACGUUACGCUGUUAAUCUUUGAGCAAAGCCGAAGCAUCUCAGUUUAGAGCAUAUUUCGCCGUCUAAAUGGUUUACGCAUCGGAUACGGAGAUGUCCGCUUCUUGACUGUCUCCUUCGGGCUAUUCGAGUAACUCAGCACCAAGCUGAGAAAGCCCCGUGUAUUGGAGCAGGCUCUAUUUACCGGUUUAAUUUCACGGUCCUGAUGGUGCAGUGAGGGGCGAGUGAUAAUUUAUGCUUACGAUCAUUGGAAAUUAUUCCCUCAACCUAAUCCAGGAUGAAACAUGCAUAUGCAGCAAGCCAUGGUGAGGUGUGCACUGGUGAUUGGUAGAUCUUCAGCAGACCACAAUUGGAGUCUAACAAAUAUCCCGGACGAGACGUAUUUCAAUAUGAAGCUAGGUUAUGAUCUGCCCGACCAGGAGCUAAGACAACUCUUGGGGAUACAAAGGCUAGGAGAAACGAGUGCAUGUGUUUGAUAUUCUGUUUCACGUGGUAACGGGAUAGGAAAUGGGAUAUAAGACCACAGCGGAUACAUACGUGAACAUGCAUUGGAACCAGCCUCAUACCAAAAGCUCGUCCAAGACCCUCCCUCAGAAAGGUUUAGGCAUGUUGUCUCAAAGAAUGCCAGCUUCUAUUCUUCCGAGGCAAAAUCUAGCUCGUCAAAGGAAACCAAGAUAGGACUACCAUAGUAAAGGUGAAACCCUCCCCAAAGAACAAUAGGACGCUGACGUAACUCGUAAAGAAUUUCAUUGCGUUGAAGGCCUAGAAGGCUUGGAAUCCCUGAACUAAGAAAUCAAACGUAAAACCUAUACUCGUGUAUCACACAGCAUAUGAACGAAGGGUAACGUGUUCA